Molecule: messenger RNA, 2156 nt
Organism: Drosophila mojavensis
Lineage: Eukaryota; Metazoa; Arthropoda; Insecta; Diptera; Drosophilidae
Product: female-specific protein transformer
Exons: 5
Coding region: 1398-2021 (207 amino acids)
Biological process (GO): female sex differentiation; regulation of transcription by RNA polymerase II; mRNA processing
Cellular component (GO): nucleus
Molecular function (GO): zinc ion binding; DNA-binding transcription factor activity; RNA polymerase II cis-regulatory region sequence-specific DNA binding
Source: RefSeq, a predicted model, not a curated record
UUUCUACAUUUUGUGAUCACUAAACAUUGGGACCAACGCCAAAACAAAAGUUUCAACACAUGGAUACAGAGAUUUGUCGCAUAUGUUUGAAUGCAUCUAAUACGCUGGUGGGAAUUUUCGCUUUGCGGGAGGAAAGUCAAAAUGGCCAACCAGAGCCCAGCCUGGCGAAUAUGCUAAACGCAUGUGCUGAUUGUCAUAUCAAAAUCAAUGAUGGACUGCCACAACAAAUCUGCAUGAGUUGCGUCCGAAGCGCUCAAAAUGCGUACAGAUUUAAGCGCAAGUGCGAGGAGAACUAUCGACAGCUGUUGGAAAGGCGCAACUCGCGAUCCUCAAAGAAAGAGCCCGAAAAAACAAAAACGGAACCAGAUUCUAAGCACGUAAAUCAGGGGAAGGAAGAAACAGCACAGUAUAAAUGCCAACUUUGUAGUAAAGAAUUCCCGCAUUUGAGCCUACUACGUGUGCACAAAAAAUGGCACCUUGAAAACCAAUCGAGGGUCAAAGUCACCGCAUUGCCAAAGCAAGUACCAACGUCGGUUAAGCGGAAUACCAAAUACCCCGUUCGGCAGAAGAAAAGUCGUAAUUUGCCGCUAAUCAAGAACCAUUCCCACAGCAGCGAGCGACCAUUUGCGUGUACAAAUUGCCCGAUAGCAUUUCAAAGUAAGACACAUUUAGUGAGACAUAUGCGCAAUCACACGGGUGAACGUCCUUAUCAGUGUCCCCACUGCGCAGACAGCUUUGCAAGAAGCGACUAUUGCCGCAAUCAUAUGAACAAAGUGCAUAGAGGUCUAAAAUUCACUGGCAAGUUGGCUCGAAGUAAGAAGGGAAAAUCGUAAGAUAAUAUGCAUCAACAGACACUAGGGAUCUUCGAUCUUCCUGAUUUGCAAAAUAAAAUGACAAAAACAUUAAGGUUUUCAUUCAUUGAAUUGAGUAUACAAAUUUAGGACUAAAUAUAUAUAUUUUUUUAAUUUAAGAAUAAAUUGAAUAAAAUAUAUCGAUACUUACACAUCUUAAUUGUGAUGGAGACAAAAAACAUCGCUAUGCGAUUAAUCGGUACACGCACAUCGCAAUUGUGCAGCCCGGCUCAAUAUUAAGAGAAAACAAGGUUGUUUCACGCCAAGGGAUUGCAACUUUGCUUGUAUUGCAUUUGUUGCAAUAGUUCUUGUGCUUAUAAAGUAUUAAACAAUACCAUAUAUACUAAGAAAAUUAAGUGCACUCAUCUACACUCAAAAAAUACAUCAAUAUCGGAAAUAACUAGCAGCAAUAUUGUGAAAUGUGACGUCAGAGCACGCAGACCAAAAAUGCAUUAGCGCAACACGUAACCUUGGCCCUGGCAACGUAAUGUACAUAUGUAAAUUACAAGUGCACAAAUAGUAUCCGAUAUAGUGAGUGCAUACAAUAUGGACGCCGACAGCAGCUCACGUUCACCAAGAGAUACGAGGAGGCGCACGCGUCCCAAGGAGAAGGAGAAAGAGAAGGUGCCAUACUUUGCGGAUGAGGCAAGGGAACGUGAUCGAGUGCGCAAUCUGCGACUUAGGAAAACAUCGAUAACACGCCCAACCACACCACCCAGAGGAAGGCCAAGACGUGCCAGAUCUCGCUCAUAUUCUGCGGAACGCAAUUGCUGCCAUCGACGUCGCCGGUCCAGGAGCUACGAACGCCGUCACAGCAGCAACCGCUAUAAAUCCGCCACAGCACUCGCUGCAAAGCCUAAUCGACGUCGCAGCCGUAGCCGCAGUCGGAGCCGCAGUCGCUCUCGAACGCCACGCAUUAUAACGGUGCCUGUGCCAGUGCCUGCUGCCGAUUAUCCCUACGCCUACGCUUGGCCACCUCCGCCGCAGCGUCCACAUUUCAAUCCCAUGUAUGGCGCCGUGCCAUAUGGUCUGCCACCACGUCCUGUGUAUCCUGGGCAUCCGUAUUUUGCGCCGUAUCCACGGCCGAGACCAACAUUUCCCUAUCGAGCCGCUCCAUUCCGGCCGCAUCCCCGAUUUAGCUAUAGGAAUCAACGGCAGGCGCCGAAUUGAAUUUUUUAAACUUUACAUAAUUACAAAUUUAUUUACUCAACUGCUAUUUACAUUCGUGUGUUUUGAUUUGUACAUUAAAUUAAUAAAUUAUACACAUGAAACUAAAUACAAAUAAAAAUAAUAAAAAACAUAAAA